This is a messenger RNA of Toxoplasma gondii ME49, 8830 nucleotides long. RefSeq lists its product as hypothetical. Bases 860 to 7999 code for a protein of 2379 amino acids. The record is from RefSeq and is a predicted model, not a curated record. NCBI's taxonomy places the organism in Eukaryota, Apicomplexa, Conoidasida, Eucoccidiorida, Sarcocystidae. The transcript has 22 exons.
ACGCUCGAAACGCUGGCUAUCGCCAGGGGGGUACACCGUCGAUCGCUGAAGUGUGUCCCUGGCGAGUUAGUCGGCUUUUCCUGUGUUUAAAUAGAUCUCUGGUUGAAGUUGGAAACUAGUAGUUCACAGGAGUUAGGCGGAUUCGGACUUGAGCAGAAUUCCUUCGCGUACACCACCAUCGACUUUGCUUUCUCGUAGCGGAGAAUUCCCAGCGAUACAUUGCCUCGCGGUCUGGCUUGUUCGCACCGUUUUCUUCCGCUAAGUCACUUGCGUUCUCGUCUACCUUUUUUCCCGUCGACUUCUCGUUCUUCUAAAUUCCAGGUACUCCGUGCACGUACCGAUCCAUGCGGUUCCCUCCCCUCUUCGCGUCGAGCUUCCCUCCACAAUCGCGCUUGGCUUCUCUUGGCAUUUCUCCUGCUGUCUCGACCUUUCCGUUUUCUUCAGUUGCUUCGCUUCAACAAGGGCUUACUCCAGAGGCACCCAUCCCAGAGCAAGACAGGAAGCAAGUUUCUUAUGCCGACGGCGACAGAGAGGAUUUUCGCUAGGAAGGGAGGAAAGAGAGUGGUCGCGAGAAACAGAGGAUGCCUCUGCCAGUCUACCAGAGCAAAAGAAUUUAGGUUGUAUGGCUCGCAAGAACACAUGAUCAAAAAAGAGGAAUGACGGGAGUUCCGGGGAACUCUCAGGGGGAAAGGAAGGCGGCAAACGAGCACAAGGCGCGAGCAAGGUACCUGGUAGUAGAGAGUGAGGAGAGAGACAAAGGAGGCGGCAAACGCAACUGUGUCUUCGUCAGUUCUCAAACACAUGGCUAGGUCUCUCUUUCUCGCUGUGUUCCUCCUUCUCCUACCUCGGGGUCGCUGAGAUGUCUAGACACAGCGCCGAGGCGAGGGGAGUUUCCUGCCUCUCCUCUUCUCGGUCUUUUCUUCCUCGAGGCACAGUGUCUCUUCCGUCAUGGACACAAAACGAGGAGGCUGGGCAGAGUCCAGCCAAAGACCAAGGAGCUUGCACCCGGGAGACGCAGACAAAGCCACUGAGUCAGCCUCGAAGUCGAGGCAGCACGGCGAACGCGCCUGUCCUCCCUCGGCCUUCGGAAGGCGAUCGCGGGACGCUCGGGAACCAAGCAGGCGAAGGAAAUUGGACGUUUUGGGUGAACGCGCUUUCUCCUCGGAAACCGCUGUUUUUCCGUCUCACGGGGAUUUUCGUGGUGGUCUCGGCCGUCGCGUUUCUCUCUCUGUGCCGGGAGCACUUCUGCCUCUGGCCUUUUCUCGAUUCAGAGCAUUCACACGAAAACACAAAACUCGCCCCUGGCGCAGUCAAACGCCCUUUCCUCAUUGGCGCUUCCCCUUUCUCUCCGCAUUCCAGACUCCACCCUCGACGCCUCGCAUCUGCUGGCCAGGCGACGUCCACGCACUGCGUCGGAGGCAAAUACUGGGAUACGCGGCUGGACGCAUGCGUGGAUUGUCCUGCGGGAACAUAUUCAUUUUACGGCUCUGUGGGGAUCCAACGAUGCAUGCUUUGCCCCUUCGGCUUUUACAGUGUCGCGGGGGCUCCUGUCUGUACAGCUUGCGGUGCCAACAUGACGACAGAGACGACGGGGUCGACUUCUGAGGCUGCUUGCUUCUGCCAGUCCGGUUUCAAGCCCGUGGUGAAUGCACUGGGCGGCUUUUCAUGUAUCCCGUGUGAGCCUCUUUUUGAGUACUGCUACCGCACCUCUCCGACAGACGACUCGGGAUGGUGGUCGUGGAGCAUGGUCUGCUCCGAAUCUCGCCCAGAGGCGGGAGACUCCGACUCUGGAGACAUAACAACGCGCGCCGCUUUUCGAGCGUUCGGAGAUCCGUCGGUAUCUGAAGACGCUUCUGGAACUUCAGGGACGUUUGAACCUUCCGAGGACUACUCCACUGUCGGAUACCACGCAGCUUCGGCUGCGACUCAGGAGACGCCCGGAACGGCUGCAGGGUCUGGCAGCUUCAAACGGUCUGCGAGUCCGCGAAAAGAAGCUCGAGUGAACCGACCGAAAGGCAGUGGCGCGGGCCGCACGAUGUUUAGAGGCUCUGCAAGCCUGUUUCAGAGCUACAAGCAGCAGGUGAAGCAGGGCGACGAAGGCAGUCAAGAGCACCCGUUCUGUGAAAUCCUCCGGCAGGCGAACCCCGCAGGCCUUCACUUUCGUCUGAAAUGCAGAAAGGAGGGCGUCUGCACUGGCGACGUUUUUGCACCCUGUACAGAGGGCAACGCAGGAGUUCUGUGCAACAGGUGCGCGAACGGCUUCACGAUGCCUCUGGUUAAACCCACAGCUGGGAGCUGCACCAAGUGCAGCGCCGGCUUGAUCGUCGUCCUCAGCUUGAUGUUGCUCGUCCUCUGCUUCGUCGCCGGCCUGGCCGUCUGGAUUGCGCGGGGCAACGACGCGAACAGCUACAAUCGAAACAUCAUAGUCAUUCGCAUCGUCAUCGUCCAUCUUCAGUUGGUCAAUCUCCUCAGAUUCAGAGCUUCGAGUGAAAUGGACGCCGUCUCCAACCUCUGGAGUGUCCUCCUCCUGACUGUUCCCGUCGAAGCCUUCGUCGAGUGUAUCGACACGUGGACAGACUGGUCGGGGACGACGUUUACGUUUGUUCUGCUGGGUCUGUUUUUCCCGGUCUUCAAUCUCCUUUUUUCGCUGGCCAUCGGUGCCAUUUUGCGGCGUCUGCACGUCGCGAAGAUGAAGCAAGAAAUAACGCAGGCUGUGGAGGAAGACGUCUACUUGAAUCCAGCAUUCCACGGGGGCGUUGCCUUGGCCUCGUUAGCUCGCGAGGCUGAGGCGCGCAGGGAGAAGAUCAAAGCUCGUGUGGCGAAGCGAGCAGAGGAAGCCGCAAGUCGGCGGAAAGGCGGAGCGGAGGGUCCAACUCGACCGGGGGCAUUUGCGAAGAAGGCGAGAGGAAAGAACGAGAAUCAGGAAGGCUUGCCGCGAGCGGCGAUGGCUGCGCAAGACGUACAGCAGCGCCGGGCGGCGCAGCAGCAGGCGAAGCUGCAGAAGAAGGAGAAGAAGAAGAAGAAAGUACGGGGCGACCGGGGAUUCGAGCGACGCGUCGCCGUGCAGGAAAAGGAAGAACCUGCAGCAGACGCGUCGAAAGCCACCGACAUGUGGACGGCGCAGGCUGCGCGGCGAGCCCUGCAGGCGCCGGAACCGUCGGACUCGUACUACUCCAGCUCUUUUCACUCGUCAGAGCCGGUGCCGAGCAGCGCAGGGAGCAAGAAGUUUCAGGCUGAGGCGCAGCACGCAGCGACGCCCAGCGACCGCGGAGAGCAGGCGUCCCCACAGACAGAGGACGCGCGCGGAAGCGAGAGGGACGUUCAUCUCGAGGAGGGAGGCGAGGAGGACGACCUCUCCGACGAGGGAGAAGACGACGAGGACAUGCAGAUGAAGCGAAAAAAAAUCAAAUCGGCGAUGCCGCCCAUGCACACCAGCGACUUGUACGGAUACUGGAAGUGGGUCUUCGCCGUCUUCUUCGUUCUCCACUACUGCUGCCUCGUCACCAUUGGCAAUCUCUUGUUCAAAGGCAUUUUCUGCGUGACGGAUGAUGUGAUUCCCGAUGCGCCGUACAAGUUCCUCGCCGCAGACAUCUCCGUCCCCUGCUCUUCAGCAGGGACAUUCACGAUCUGCGGAGCUGCCGGUCUCUUCCUGUGGCUAGUCCUCCUCCCUGCGGGCCAUUUCUUCUUCAUGUCCAGACGCCUUGGAGACGACAUCUGGCUCACUGACCGAUACUCUCUCUUCUGCUCUUGGCCUGUCUACGGUUUUCGCUCGGGAUAUCGGCUUACAUACGGGUUGCAAAUCGUCGCCGUCAAUCUGGUCUUGGCCGUGACGUCGCUGCCUCUGAGUCACGGACGCUUGGUGCGCACCUACGAGGCCCCGGGCGGGAUCGAGUUCUCCUUCUCCUCCGUGAAGCUUGUCACCUCUUCCCAGAUCAUCAUCGCCAUCAACAUCAUCGGCGUCUACCUCGUCUUCCUCUUCAUAGCGCACCCGUUCGAGCCGGCGAAAUUUGUCCUCACUUCACACCUCGCUGUGUUCUCCUGCGUUUCGGCCAUCUCCCUCUACGUUUACACGUACUACCAAAACAUAGCGCCGGGGACAGAUAUUGCCAUCGGCAUCGGCAUCGUCGCGCUUCUUCUGCAGAUCAUUUUCUUCGUCUGCGCUGGCGUCUGCGCGUUGGUUGAGAGUGGGCUCGUCAAGCAAACUAGGAAUCGAAUCCCCUUCGUCGACAAGCUCCUUGCCGCGGCCUCCAACAAGAUCAAAAGCACCGCCAAGUAUCGAGCUCUCUAUGGCGAGGAAGAAGAACAAGAUUUGAAGGAACGCUGGGAGGCUCUCCGCAUGGACCGAGCCUCUAAAGAAGCGCAGCAAAACCAGCAGGCUCGACACGCGCGACUGGGGAUGGACGGCAAAGUGGACGAAGAGGUAGUCGUCGAGAGAGCAGCGAUUCUUCGCCUGAGUUCCAAGACAGACCAAGUGGCUCUCCUGGAGGCUGUGACCUCGUGCAAGAGUGUUCCCCGCGCCUUGGCGGCGUUUGAGAGGCUGACGUUUUUCGAGACGUUUCCGACAAUGGAGAGAUUGGAAGCGCGGGCGGCGUUGGAGAAACUCGCGUUUGAUGGCGACGAGUUGGACAGCGGCUUGAAGCUCUUUCUGAAGCACCGGAACGCGAUGAUGAGGAUUUUCUCGCGAUUCUCUGUUGCCAAUUUAAACGAGGGAUUUGCGUGUGGAUGGGAGCUGGGCCUCCUUCGCUACAUCGAGCUGGACGACGCAAAACUCGAGCUGGCAAAUACGAAAGAGAAAGCGGACAAUCUCCUCAAAAAGGCGCGCCAAGACGACCUCGCACACAUGGGUCGCAAAGGCGCUGGCCUCUACCGCGAGGAUGUCCAUGAGUGGAACGUUCUGAAAGCUGAGGCUUGCCGAAUCACUCUGCAGUGUCUGCUUCUCGAUCUCUCGGACUACCAUUUUCACAUCCCAAGACAACUCCCGAGGCGUCGCUUCCUGGCAACCGGCACUGCGCAAGACGCUGAGGACAUUCAAGCUCGACGCGACGCUGUCGAAGACGAGGCUUACUUGCCGCAAACGGCGGUCGCAGAGGCCGAUCUGAGGGCCUUGGUGCGUCUGGGGAGUGGCGAGGACGAAGCGGGCGGCUUCGGCGCUGGACUUCAACUUUACGAGUUCGCGGCUGCGGAGCCUAAGAGGCUGCAGAGAAAGCGAUUGCUGGAGAGAACUUACGCGUUGUACCAGGACUUCAAGCUCAUCUUUCCUAACGCACUUCCGUGCAUCGAGCGCGCGCCCGAUGCCGGAAAAAAGGGGGAAGUCGCUCGGGGGUCUGUGCGAGAAAAACAAGACCAGACAGACCCCAUGCGGCACCUCCGAAUCUUCCGUCUCGAUGUUCUGGGACACCAUAUCGCUGCCGAGGACGGCCGAAGCGUCUACUUUCGAGGCAACUUUCGUUCGGUUGUGGGUCCGUCGGGAGACUUGACCGGUCUGGACUUGUCGCAGAAUCCGCGGUCGGCGAUUGUGGUGGAUCCGCCUGUGGCCCUGCAUGCGCGGUAUACCAUCGAGUGUUGGAUACUGUUGCCGCUUUUGCCCUCUGCUUCGUCGGCGUCGAAUGUGGGGAUUUACCGGGCUCUGUGUGCCGACAGCGACGGAGACAUGAUUUGCUGCUUCCGUCAAGGUCCGAGCCGCACGAGGACGCGGCGGGAGAGUGAUACUCCGGGCGAGUACAGGGACGCGAACUGGGAGAAGAAAGCAGCCUCGGCGAGACGCCAGCUCCACUUUGGUUUGUUUCUCUUUCCGGAGACGGAGGACGACGCGAGUAUCUCCAGCGACGCCGUGGCCUCGAACUGCGGAUCGGAUGUGGAGGCCGGCGAUCCAGUCGGGGGACCUUUGGGGUUUUUCGAGGGCAAAUUGCAUGCGGCGGACUCGGAGAAAAACGGCGCGUUCAAGCCGGAGCAGCUGCAGUCCGGGUGGCAUCACCUCUUGGUGUCUCAUGGCGAGUCGGGGACGAGCUACUUCUGGGACGGCGAGUGUGUGGGGUUGAUUUCUGCACUCAGUCUCCCGUUCGCGGGGUUCUGUGACCUUGAGGCAAUCGGCAACACGCGCGACGGCGGACAUGUCUUUGGCGCCUUCUCAGACUUCGCCGUCUUCGCCACACAGCUCGACGACGAAGCCGCGAAAGUGCGCUUCGCCUAUCUCCAGAGACACCUCGUUAACACCGCCGUGGUCGGACAGGCCGUCCCCGCGCCCAUGGAGCCCAAGGAGCCGAGGCGGGGAGCCGCGGGACGGCGCCGCAGUGGCAUUGGGACCGACGCCCCGGGGGCCCUGGACCUCGACUUGCUGGUGGAAGUCUCCUUCAUCCCUGCGUCUUCGUCCCGGAAGAAGUGGGCGCUUUGUGCGGUGUCUCCAGACCAGAUGCGUGCAAUUACGUAUCGCAGAGAGAGCAGCCAGGAGGCGAAGGCGGCUGGCGCGUCGGACGCCGCCUUCAAGCGCUGCGACGCCUCGGGGAAGGGCGGAGUGGGCCUCGUUGGCACUGGGCCUGAACCGCGCGGGUCGCCAGAGCGUGCGUACGGAGGGUCGACAGCGAACGGGAGCUGCGUCGUGCUCGACCCCGCCGUCGAGGUCGCUCGAGAGCUCGUCCCGAUCCGCGCCUGGACUGUCUUCGCGUGGAUCUGUGUACCGCUGCCGCAGACGACUCAAGCACACGUUCUCGUCGCCGGGAAAGAGAACUUCCACGUUUGCGUCCUGAGUGACCAGCGCAGCGUCGGCGUCAUGUACUUCAGGGGAAGGAGACGGGGCAGAGCGGAGUCGAACGGAGACAGCGAAGAGUCGGACGCCGACUCCGUCGACAGCGACGGGUGUCUCCGCGACGAAUACCCCUCUGGCUUCGACAUCAGAGACCUGGAGAAAGGCUGGCACCAACUCUGCGUCGUCGCCACGGACGCCGGCCAAGCGUUCUACGCAGACGGCACGAUGCGCGGGUACCUUCCCAAGUCCACCUGGGAGCCAAUCCGCUUUCUAGGCAACGCGGCAACUGGCAACAAACCCUGGGGUACUUUCGCAGACGUUUCCAUCUACGGAAGGUUCUUUGGAGCUGCCGACGUCGAGAGCGAAUUCGCUAAGUACAGAGUGGGUUUCCGCGACCCCUUCGACACGCGCGCCUUCAGCAGAGGCGGUGGCAGCGAGGGCCUGUCUCCUGGAAGUUCGUCUCCAGGCGGGGACACAGUGGCUCCUUCACAACCUGACGAGCGCCGGUCUUACGAGGGCCAUAUGUGUCUCCAAGUGUGCUCUGACGGAGCGAAUGUGGUUCUUCGGCCUUCGGCGGCUGCAGAGACACACGAGAUUCGCGUGUUCCACAUCGAUGGGUUCGCGAAGGGCGUCUCUGGGAAGCCCGUCGCGUUCGACUGUGUGAAGAGCCUCGCCGUGCAGAGACAAAGGCGCCAGGCGGAAUCCGGGGGAGGCAUUCGCGUCCACCCUGCCGUCAGUUGCAAGCGCGCAUGGACCAUCAUAGGGUGGAUCCAGACUCCGAUUCCAGUCACAGGAAUGAUGCACGCUCUCGUCGGAGGGAAAGACGGAGAAGUGCCUGUCGUCGUCGAUCGGGACUGUGAAACGCUAGGUGUCUGCACGGCGGCGCUGUCUCAGGACGCCCGAGGCGUGGAACUCCCCAGUGCUGCGGGUUACUUGCCUUUCAUCAGGUCGACAGCCACGCUGAAAAACCUAAGUGCCGGAUGGCACCAGUUAGCAGUUAGCCGCGAGAAGAAGUGUCAGUAUUUCUACUUAGAUGGCGUCUAUGCUGGGUUCGCGCCAUCGACGUGCGAUAGUUCAGUCACAUGCUUUGGCAAUGCACGCUCUGCCGACGGCAAAUUCGAAAUGCCUUUCGGCUGCUUCAACACCGUGUGUGUGUACACUGACGCCAUGACACCAUCUGUUGUAGCGAGCACUUACUCCGAGCAUCUCAGGCUCAUCAAAUCAAAUAAAUUCGACCUCGUGGGUAGUGACACUUGAGGUCGCCACAAACACGGUGUGUUUGAGGGGCAGCAGGGAAUCUGUAAAAAGCUGAAGAGCGGCGGGAAAUCGGGGCAGUGGCAAACACAGUGUUGUAGCACGUCUGGGUGUGGAUACCCAGCGCGGCGUACGGAACUGCCAACCCGGACGAGUUUCACGAGGAGCAAACGCUGUGGAAGGAAAGGAGUGCACACACGUAGUUACAAUGUGUUGGGAACAGUUUUGUUGGUUCCUUAGAAAACCAUUUUAACGGAGGGAAGGCUUGUUUUCUGCCAAGAUGGAAUUCGGUGGAAGACAGAAAGAAAGCUGAACGUGUUUGGUGCGAUAGUCCUGCAGACAGGAUGUAACAGUAGAUUGUCGGAAGUCGAGAUGGAGAAGAAGUGGUAAAGGACAUACGUGGGAAGAAGUCACAGAAAUAACAAUCGGCUGGAAGAUGUGCUGUUGUCGAUGGAGCAGAUUUCUUUUUAGAAUUGAAUCGAAUUUUGAUGCCGCUCGCGGUACUGGCAGAAUUGCCAAAGCAAAGCAGGUGAAAAGGUAGCAUGUAUGCGAAUGCGAUCAUUUCGCUUAGGAACAAAGGGUUAAGCCUGCCUGGGUGAGAAAACGGAUUUUUUCUUUUGGCAACCUGCGGUAUGCAAACGUCUCCGAGUUGUGAGAAAUCGGAAGUGACCCGAUGGCAUAGAUUCACUUUGUUUGAAGCGGGUAUCAUUAUAUACAUGCUUCUCUGGGAAAGUCGUUUUUUAUAUGUAGUCUGUACAUGUCGAGAGUUGUGGAUCAACCAUCGUGUCCAAUGGUUGUUGCUGAUUUGCCAGACGACCAUGAACUAUUCUCCGC